UUGAAAUACCAUCUCUGAAUCUUAUCACGAUUGAAAAUGUAUGAUUUAUUAACUUUCAUUCAUUGUCUUCAGCAUUGUUAUUAUCAAUGAGAUUCCCCAAUGUUAGUGGUAGAAAUUGUUUGAAUUCUUUGCUGCUCCAAAUUGCUACUCUUUUUGCACGCUGUGCGGUGAAUUAUAGUAUUCCAGGUGAAAUAGCAACAUAAGCUUUCUUGCAUGGACUGAUCUUCCUCAUUCCCAUCUAGCAGAAUAGGAAUGAAUUUGUGAGUAAAGGUGUGCAGAUUGGUAAUCUUGAGGGUUUUAUUCUGUUUGAGGGGAAUGUAAGGCUAACUUCAGUUGCUAGACUACUUAAUCUAUCUGCUAUUUCAUACCAAGCAGUAGACUAUGUGUCAGACCUCAGGAUUGCUUUUGUUUUGUAGCUGGACUGUAUUAAAGGCAGGUAGUACCUUUUCAAGCGUGAUCUUCAAACGUGAUAUUUAAAACCUAAGGCCCUGGUAGAAAUAUACUCUGCUUAUCCCAGCCUGUUCUCAACAAACAAAACAUUGCUUUUUAGCUCUCUGUCUAAACGUUAAAGUCUAGAACUUAGUGCUUAUUUUUUCCUGUGAAAUGGGCACUGAAUUGGGCAUCAACUGAUAGAGUGAACAGCUGCAACCUGGACAGUAUCACCUUGCAAUUGUUUUUAGCCCUAGCUUUGACAUCUUAUGCAUACGUGUUUUUAAAAGUUGCAGGUUCAAAAAGUAUUUAACCUCUAGAAAUGAGCUGUGUGCUGUAGAUGAUGAAGCCUUCAGCUUAAGAUUUGUGCAGGAGACAUUCACGCGGCUGCAGGACCCUGCGGGAGCUCAACAGCCACAAGAGGGCAUCGUGACACAAUUUAGGCUCUGUUUGUUUAGGGAAGCAGCUCUGAAGUCCUAUGUUUGCCUUUAAAAUAGGUGUCUCAUAGUUUGUGCACUAGCUAUGGAGAGCAAAACUGAGUACUUUGAUGUUAUUUUCCUAGAAAACAAACAAACAAACAAAAAAACAGUAUUGCCAUCAGUCAUGUUAAACCUAUGUUCUAUUUCUAGUUUCUAGUAAAAAACAAGUUCAAAUUCCUUACCAUUGACAGGGUUGUCAAGUGUUAGCUUUAUGUCCUUUUUAGGCAAUGUACUGAGAUACUUUAUAUAACUUGGUAUAUGUCAUUGCUUCCCAAAUGAUUGCAUCAGUGACUUUAAAUUAGGUGGAAUUUGAACUUAGCAUCUUUAAAAUGCACGCAUCAGCUCGAUCCCUUGGCAAAGCAUUCUACUCAGUGGUGGAUGUGUUGAAGAGCUCCUCUUCAAGCUGUUCAGGGAGCCUUGUCAGUUAAAUGAUAAGAUUCAGGCCUCCAUUCUUUUGAAGUGAUCAGAAUUACUAAAUUCCUCUCCCCUCUUCUACUUUACUGCUGGUAGUGGUAGAGACCUUUGUUUGUUGUGCAAGCAGUCCUGUAGUAUGAUGGACUUUUGUUACCUGAACCAGAGGACUGUAUGCUUGGAUUUCUUUAACCAGUCUUAUUUUUGUGCCCAUAAACUUUCAGAUUUCAGGACUUCAGCCAGCAGAAUGGGCCCUGCUACAGUUCUGCCAGGCUUCUAGAUGCACUAUUGUGCAUGGAAUAAACAGCAUUUGGGAGACAUCAGAUUUACUACAUAUGUGAGAGCCACAAGCACAAAGCAAAUGCAGUGAAUGCCAUGUUUCUCAGACAUGUCACACUUACUAUACAGUGUGCACCUGCAUAUCUAUCCAGGACAUGCCUGACAAGAAAUAUGGUGACAUUAUGUAGCAUGUCUUGAAAUUAACUCUAAAACGCUUUCAGUGCUUGUGUAUUUAGUGAAGAAUUGAAAUGUCAAAAUUGCCUAGAGAAGUGAUUUUUCUUUCUUUCCUCUCUCCAAGUAGCUGCCACAAUCAUCUGGUUUUGUUCACUAUGCGUUUCCAGUGUUCCCAGAACUCACUGCUCUUCCUCUAGCCCAUAAAUGGUAUUAAAGGUACUUUUGCCAGGAGUGGAGGGGUAGUCAUGGAGUCCCAGUUACAGAUGGCAGGUUGAAGGGAAGCAGCUGAGGUGACAGCACCACUUGAAUGUGAGUGUAAUCUGAACAGCUGUUCAGUGAAUGUUCUUCCAUCUUAGAAGAAAAUCACUCUUUUUUUCUUGCUUAGUUUUUUUCCUGUUUAUUUUCAUGUGUUGAAUAGUCAAUUUCCUAACUGGUGUAAAGAUGUUCUAGAUAUGUCAAACUACUCAUUUCCUAAGAGAAAGGACUAUAUUUCAUAUUGCAGAAGCUGCAGGCAAGAUUUAAAUUCCUGCUGGGUGGGCAGCACACCUUUGAUAACCUUUGUGAGGCGUUUUGUAUGUAUGAAAAUGUUGAUCAUUUCAAAUGCUUGGGAAAAAGUAUGUAUGAAAACUGUCCAUCUUUAGAUAGCUUCAUAAAAAUAACUUAAAUAUCUUAGUGUAAAUACAAAACAGGGUCAAAUAGGAGACAUUUUGUAAAUCCAUAUUCAGUAGAUAUUCCAUUAUCUGUAUUGUUUUGUGCCUUUUUGUGUAAUGCAUGCCAUACCCUGUGCCAGCCAUAUACUAAGAGAUUAAGUGACUGGUUUGCCAGCUUGUAGCAGUUGCCAAGAUCAGGAAGGCAUAGUGGAUAUGUGAAAGGAAAACAGCAGAGCCAACACUCUGCUUCUCUGUGGUGUGACUUGAUAAUAUGUGACUGUCUCCUCUAAGUGCUGUUUUAACUGGAAUGUAAACAUGCCUCAGUUUUUAUAACAAUGAAAUAUAUUUGAAGAUUAGGCUUGGCUUUCAGUUCAGCUUGCUUUCUGCCAUUUUGUCUGGUGCACCUUUCUAUGCAGGGUGAUUUUGUUGUGAGACAGAAACAGCGAAGCAUGGAAUAUGCUGAUUGCUGUGGAUGAUAGUGAGAAGACAUUCCAGGGAGUUUUUCAGCAUUUCUUAGAAUUGGAAGUCCUGCAGAGCUGAAUAUUAGAGAAACUUAAAAUAAGUAUUGCAUGGGACAGUUGUGCUCCCAUUGUCUAUGGUUGUAUUAAUAAUUAGUAUCCAACAACUCCCAUGUGUCCAUCCUGAGACGAGGGAUGUAUGACUCUAUAAGCCUACAGCUAGAAAGAGAUUUGCAAGUUAAACAGAGCAGGAAAUCUUUCUUUGGAAUGAUGUUGCCUGGCUGCCAAGGCAAGUUAGGUUCCAACGAAAGUAUUUUCGCUGCUUGAACGAACUAAGGAUGUAUACCUUCAGUCUGUGUGGAGGAGACACCAGAGCUUUCAGAGUACUUUGUCUUGCUAAGCAGCGUAAUUUCUGUCAUCUGGCCGAACCAGCUGUUCUGUGUUCAAGAGCUGAUCUCUUGAACUAAUGCUUGAUGGAGGGCGCUUGCCUCAGAAUAGAUAGCGAUGAGUGUCAGUGACAUGCCUGGAGCUGGCUGUUCUUUUGCCCUCUCAAAAGGGUAAAGGGGAGGGGUGUGGUUCAAGGUCCUACAGUUAUUGUUGCUGCCUCGUGGUGCUGUAUGGUGAGGCUGGACUGGGGUUUGCUAGGCUUUGCUCCUCGAUUGGUCUGUUAAUGAGGGAGGUUAAAGUCAUCUUCGUUGCCUCUACUCCAGGAAAGCCGAGGUUUAUUUGGGAAUCCAGAUGAAGUUAUGUACACCUUCUCAAACAUUUUCCUCUUCCAGAUUUGAGAGAGGUGGGAGAACAGCAUUUUCUAAUCUUUUCUGAAGUAGCGUAAAGCAGCCACUUAAAGGGGUGACAGCUGAGUCUCUGUACAUUUUCAAUGCUUGUGUGACUUGUCACUGAGCCUUCUCCUGUUGGACACUGCUAUACAAGGACUGCUUAAAUGAGUUUUGAUUCUAGUCAUGCAAGCAGUUCAGGUGUAAGCCUUGAUCAAAAUGGGUUCUGUAGGGGGACAAAAAAACCCAAAUAAUUCACUAAAAAUGAGAAAAACACUUUAUUUCUUGUUUUGCUUUGUCAAAGACCAGAAAAGGAGAGGUGAAAGUUAAUCCGUGAUCUUACACGUGCUGUCGGCAAAUUGGUCUUUACUGUGAAAUGCUCUAUAGUGUCAAAUGUUUCCCUCUUAGAGAGGGCAGUAGACAAGUAGCUGCCCUGCUGGCUGUGGAGGUGGCAUUUCAGUUAAGGGUAAAAUUGGCUAUCGAGGUGACAGGAGCACCUCGCGUGGUUAUAAAUGUCAGAAAUCCCAGUGAGGCAAAUGUAGCCAGAAACCAACAAAUAGUUUAGGUGCACGUGUUGAAAUCCAUAUCUCAUGGUGAAUAUCUUAGUGUUUGGGGUUGUUAUUACUUUUUUUUUUUUUUUUUUUUUUUCCUGGAAGCUUUUCCACUUAAUUUUAUGUUUAUAGAAAAAAACAUUUUGAGCACAAACUGGGAAAUGCAAACCCAACGUAACAUAGCAUUGCCCAGUCUUUGUUGGAGGUGUCUGUGGCAGUUUCAGGGCAGUGCUCAUCAGACUCCUUGUUGGACAGGUGGAAGGAAAACUUUUCCCUACACAGAGAACCAGAAUCUUGAGUCCAUACUCCUGGACCAAGACUUUGUGAUGUAGACAGAGCACCCUUUUUGUGUGCAUCAGCUCAGUGAGCAACACGUUGCACAUCAGUGUGCUUCUGCAUGGUCUUCAGUGUGCCAAGUAAGGGACUGAGUAUUCUGAAACAGUUUUUCAUGUCGUGUAUAUACCAGCUUUGUUCUUCAUCUUAAUUAUCUUUUGACUUGGCUUAAACUUAGGAAGAUGCUCUACUUGCAUCUCCCUCAGGCCUCUCCAUUUUCCAAGUCGCUUCUAAAUAUUUAAAGAUUUCCAAGGUGCCCCGUGUUUGGCUCGUUCUUUUGAUAAACUUCGGCUAAAACGUUCGGAGCUCCAACCGCCGUCAGACCGGCACACAACCGUCAAGUGGAUGCAUUCCGCUUCCUCCGAUUUACAGCACGUUUCCCCGCCGUCCGCCCUCUCGGUGAAUUCGUAGCCCGCGGCGCUCGGGCGCUCCCGGGAGGGGCAGCUCGGGAGGCAUUUCAUCUCGAAGGGCUGGCUGCUCACACACACUUUUAUACCCGCUGGAGUGAUCAAGAAAUCAUGUCUGGUGGAAGAAGUGCGUUUCUGUGCCUUGGAACGAUCUUGGGCUUUUGGAGCUCCAUGAGUUGGAUGCCUGUUGGAGGAUGCCCUCAUAAAUGUACGUGCAUUGCUUCCAACGUGGAUUGUCAUGGACUAGGACUCAAAACUGUACCAAGGGAUAUUCCCAGGAAUGCUGAGAGACUUGAUCUAGAAAAAAAUAAUAUAACGAGAAUCACAAAGAUGGACUUCUCAGGACUGAAGAAUCUCCGUGUCUUACACUUGGAAGAAAAUCAGAUCAGUGUGAUAGAACGUGGAGCAUUUCAGGAUCUAAAGCAACUCGAACGACUGCGUCUGAACAAGAACAAAUUGCAAGUUCUUCCAGAGCUCCUUUUUCAGAACACGCAGAAGUUAACUAGAUUAGACCUCAGUGAAAACCAGAUAAAAGGAAUCCCUAGAAAGGCCUUUCGAGGAAUCAUUGAUGUGAAGAACUUGCAGCUGGACAACAACCAGAUCAGCUGCAUCGAGGAUGGAGCUUUCCGCGCCCUGCGCGACUUGGAGAUCCUUACUCUCAACAACAACAACAUCACCCGCAUUCCUGUUACCAGUUUCAACCAUAUGCCAAAGAUCAGGACUCUGCGGCUGCAUUCCAACUUCCUGCACUGCGACUGCCACCUGGCCUGGCUGUCCGACUGGCUGCGGCAGCGACGCACCAUCGGGCAGUUCACCUUCUGCCUGGCACCGGUCAGCCUGCGGGGCUUCCUUGUGGCCGAGGUGCAGAAAAAGGACUUCGUCUGCUCCGGUUCCCAAUCUGAACCACCAUCAUGCAGUGCCAGUUCCAUCACUUGCCCAUCUGCCUGCACCUGCAGCAACAAUGUAGUGGAUUGUCGAGGAAGGGGCUUAACAGAAAUUCCAGCUAACCUACCGGAGGACAUUUGGGAAAUCCGUUUGGAACAAAACCACAUCAAAAUCAUUCCCCCUGGAGCUUUUACCCAGUACAAGAAACUUAAGAGAAUAGACAUCAGCAAGAAUCAGAUAUCUGACAUUGCACCAGAUGCCUUCAAAGGCUUGAAAUCUCUCAUUUCAUUAGUGCUCUAUGGAAACAAGAUCACAGAGAUUCCCCAGGGCCUUUUUGAUGAUCUUGUGUCUCUGCAGCUGCUGCUUCUCAAUGCCAAUAAGAUCAACUGCCUGAGGGUAAACACGUUCCAAGGUCUGCAUAAUCUCAAACUGCUAUCUCUUUAUGACAACAAAUUGCAGACCAUCAGCAAGGGGCUUUUUGCACCUCUCCGAUCGAUUCAAACUCUACAUUUAGCUCAGAAUCCAUUUGUGUGCGACUGCCAUUUGAAGUGGCUGGCUGAUUACCUGCAGGAUAAUCCGAUAGAAACCAGCGGCGCUCGAUGCAGCAAUCCACGUCGCCUUGCCAACAAACGAAUCAGCCAGAUCAAGAGCAAGAAGUUCCGCUGCUCAGGGUCAGAGGAUUACAGAAGUAAAUUCACUGGGAAGUGUUUCAUGGAUCUUGUCUGUCCUGAGAAGUGUCGCUGUGAGGGAACAGUUGUGGACUGCUCCAACCAAAAGCUCACCCGGUUACCCAGCCACCUUCCUGAGUAUACCACUGAUCUGCGUCUGAAUGACAAUGAUAUUUCUGUUUUGGAAGCUAUUGGACUCUUCAAGAAAUUGCCCAACCUCAGAAAAAUAAAUCUGAGCAAUAAUAAGAUCAAGGAGAUUCGAGAAGGCACGUUUGAUGGAGCUUCAGGAGUGCAGGAGCUGAUUCUGACAGAGAAUCAACUGGAAUCAGUGCAUGGACGAAUGUUUAGAGGCCUCACGGGGCUGAAGACAUUAAUGCUGAGGAGCAACUCUAUCAGCUGCAUAAACAAUGACACCUUUGCUGGACUGAGCUCAGUGAGGCUUCUUUCUCUGUACGACAAUCACAUCAGCACCAUCACACCUGGAGCCUUCAGCACAUUAGUCUCUUUGUCUACAAUCAAUUUGCUGGCGAACUCCUUUAAUUGUAACUGUCAUUUGGCCUGGCUGGGAAAGUGGUUGAGGAAGAAGAGAAUUGUCAGUGGAAAUCCACGCUGCUUGAAGCCCUUUUUCUUGAAGGAUAUUCCAAUCCAAGAUGUAGAUACCCAGGAUUUCACCUGUGAGGGUAAUGAUGAAAGCAGCUGCUUGCUUUCUCCUCCUUGUCCUUCCCAGUGUACCUGCAUGGACUCGGUGGUACGUUGCAGCAACAAAGGGCUGCGAGUAAUGCCCAAAGGAAUUCCCAAAGAUGUGACUGAGCUAUACCUGGAAGGAAACCACCUGACUGCUGUGCCGAAGGGACUCUCUGCCUUCAGGCACCUGACACUGAUUGAUUUGAGCAACAACAGCAUAAGUGUAUUGGCCAAUUAUACCUUCAGCAACAUGACCCAGUUAUCAACACUCAUCUUGAGCUACAAUAGACUUCGGUGCAUUCCAGUCCACGCGUUCAAUGGGCUCAGGUCUCUUAGAGUGCUGACGCUCCAUGGGAAUGAUAUUUCCAGUGUUCCCGAAGGUUCCUUCAACGACCUGGUGUCCCUGUCCCAUCUGGCUCUAGGUACCAACCCUUUACACUGCGACUGCAACCUCCGCUGGCUUUCCGAGUGGGUGAAGGCAGGGUACAAAGAGCCAGGAAUAGCCCGCUGCAGCGGGCCAGAAGCCAUGGUGGACAGGCUGCUGCUCACAACACCAACUCACCACUUCCAGUGCAAAGAGCCGGUAGAUAUCAGCGUUGUGUCCAAGUGUAACCCCUGCCUCUCCAAUCCAUGUAAGAACAAUGGGACAUGCAGCAAUGAUCCAGUGGAGUUUUAUCAGUGCACCUGCCCUUUUGGCUUCAAGGGUCGGGACUGCAGUGUGCCCAUUAAUUCUUGCAUUCAAAAUCCAUGUCAGAAUGGAGGGACCUGCCAUCUCACCGAGGCAAAUAAAGAUGGAUUCAGCUGUUCUUGCCUCCUUGGCUAUGAGGGGGAGAGGUGUGAAAUAAACCCAGAUGACUGCGAAGAUAAUGACUGUGAGAAUAACUCUACGUGUGUGGAUGGGAUCAACAACUAUGUCUGUCUCUGUCCUCCUAAUUACACAGGUGAACUGUGUGAUGAGGUGAUUAACCACUGCAUUCCUGAGCUAAAUCCAUGCCAACAUGAGUCCAAAUGUGUUCCACUUGACAAAGGAUCCAGAUGCGAGUGCUUGCCUGGUUACAGUGGCAAACACUGUGAAAUAGAUGAUGAUGACUGUGUGGGCCAUAAGUGUCGCCAUGGAGCUGUCUGCGUAGAUGCAGUCAAUGGCUACACCUGCGUCUGUCCUCAGGGCUUCAGUGGACUUUUCUGUGAAACUCCUCCACCGAUGGUUCUGCUCCAGACCAGCCCAUGUGAUAACUAUGAGUGCCAGAACGGGGCGCAGUGCAUCGUCGCGCACCAGGAGCCCGUCUGCCGCUGUCUUGCUGGCUUCGCUGGGCAGAAGUGUGAGAAGCUCAUCACGGUGAACUUUGUUGGGAAGGAUUCCUAUGUGGAGUUGCCAUCAGCCAAAAUUCGCCCCCAGGCAAACAUUUCCCUCCAGGUAGCAACAGACAAGGACAAUGGCAUCUUGUUAUACAAAGGAGACAAUGAUCCUUUGGCUCUGGAGUUGUACCAAGGACAUGUGAGACUCAUCUAUGACACACUAAAUUCUCCACCUACCACAGUGUAUAGUGUGGAAACUGUAAAUGAUGGGCAAUUUCAUAGCGUGGAACUUGUGAUGCUGAAUCAAACUCUGAACCUGGUGGUGGACAAGGGGACUCCCAAGAGUCUUGGAAAACUCCAGAAACAGUCUUCUGUCAGCCUCAACACACCGCUCUACAUUGGAGGGAUCCCGACCUCUACUGGAUUAUCUUCACUGCGCCAGGGUGCAGAUAAGACACCAAAUGGCUUUCAUGGAUGUAUUCACGAUGUUCGCAUCAAUAACGAGCUGCAGGAUUUCAAGGAUUUACCACAGCAGUCAAUAGGAGUCCUUCCUGGCUGUAAAUCCUGUAACAUCUGCAAGCACGGCAUUUGCCGUUCCCUGGAAAAAACAAGUGUGGUUUGUGAAUGUCACCCAGGCUGGACAGGCCCCCUGUGUGACCAGGAAAUUGGAGACCCAUGUCUUAACCACAAGUGUCUGCAUGGUAAGUGCAUGGCAGCCAAUGUUGCUUAUACCUGUAAGUGCAUGGAAGGCUACACAGGCAUGUACUGUGAGAAGAAGAACAAUUCCUCAAACCCGUGCAGGAUUUUGAAAUGCAACCAUGGGCAGUGUAAGAUUUCGGAGCAUGGGGAACCCUACUGUGAAUGUGAUCCCAACUAUAGCGGAGACCACUGUGACAGAGCAGAGAACCUGUGCCAAGGGGAGAUCAUUCGAGAAGUGGUCCGUAAGCAGCAGGGCUACACGACGUGCGUCACCGCCUCCAAAGUGCCCCGCAUGGAAUGCCGUGGCAGCUGCAGCAGCGGGCAGUGCUGCGUCCCACUGCGGAGCAAAAGGAGGAAAUACUUCUUCCAGUGCGUGGAUGGCUCCACCUUCACAGAGGAACUGGAGAGACACGUGGAGUGCGGCUGCUCAAAAUGCUCAUAAGCCAUUCUCCAGCCUCUCGCCACUUUAAUCGACUCAGAAGUGCUAUCAAAAUGGGACCUAUUUACUUUCAGAGUGAAGAAGAAAAGAAUUAUUAAGUAUAUUGUAAAAUAAACAAAAAAUAGAACUUAUUUUUAUUAUGGAAAGUGACUAUUUUCAUCUUUUAUUAUAUAAAGUAUCACACCACUUUGGGUAUAUGUAUCAUAUAGUGAGUUAUUUUU
Molecule: messenger RNA, 9836 nt
Organism: Phasianus colchicus (ring-necked pheasant)
Lineage: Eukaryota; Metazoa; Chordata; Aves; Galliformes; Phasianidae
Gene: SLIT3
Product: slit guidance ligand 3
Biological process (GO): axon guidance; negative chemotaxis
Molecular function (GO): Roundabout binding; calcium ion binding; heparin binding
Source: RefSeq, a predicted model, not a curated record